This is a messenger RNA of Trifolium pratense (red clover), 1960 nucleotides long. RefSeq names its product protein IQ-DOMAIN 23-like. Gene Ontology annotation, molecular function: protein binding. Lineage: Eukaryota; Viridiplantae; Streptophyta; Magnoliopsida; Fabales; Fabaceae. The transcript is spliced from 4 exons. The coding region runs from base 139 to 1524 and encodes 461 amino acids. The record is from RefSeq and is a predicted model, not a curated record.
ACAUAUUCCAAACUCCUCAAUUUAAGUGUUUCAACUUCUUCAAUCUUUGCAACUAACUCUCUUCCAUCCCAUUCCUUUUCUCUUCUCUUCUCUAUCCCCUUUUCACACUUUCUCUCUCUUAAUGACUUAAACACCACCAUGAACUUUCUCCGGCGACUCUUCGGCGGUAAAAAACACCGCAAUCAACCACAAGAAUCCACCAAAACCACCGCAAAAAAAGACAAAAGAAGCUGGAGUUUCGCAAAGAACAACACAAGAGACAAAACAAACUCACACACAUUACAUAACAACAAAAAUUCUUCUGACCCUUCUUCUUCUCCUUUCGCCGGAAAUUACGAUGCCAAUAAACAUGCCAUUGCUGUUGCUGCUGCUACUGCUGCCGUUGCUGAGGCCGCACUUGCUGCUGCUCAUGCUGCUGCUGAGGUUGUUAGAUUGACUAGUAACACCGGAGCUGGAAAAAAUGCAACUCCGGUGCUUCACCGGAGAUGGUUGCAAGAGGAAAUUGAUGCUGCCGGGAAGAUACAGUCGGCGUUCCGAGGUUACUUGGCAAGGAGGGCAUUAAGAGCACUUAAAGCAUUGGUGAAGUUGCAAGCAUUGGUGAGAGGUCACAUUGUAAGAAAACAAACAGCUGAUAUGCUAAGACGCAUGCAAACAUUGGUGCGACUUCAGUCUCGAGCACGUGCAAGUCGAGUGCCCAUUUCCGAUAACAAUACGCACUCUUUCAAGUCUCCACUUUCUUAUUAUCCUGUCCCUGAUGAUUAUGAUCACCCACUUCGUGUCUAUAGUACAAAAUUUGACGGAUCUUCCAUCCUCAAGAGAUGUAGUUCCAAUGCAAAUUUUAGAGACAUGAACUUAGAACGAGCCCGGUUUGGUUCGAAUUGGUUAGACGGUUGGAUGGAAGAAAACUCAUGGAACCAAACCGGCGACGCUUCAUUGAAAAAAGUACAAUUUGAUGAUGAAAAGAGUGACAAAAUUCUUGAAGUAGAUACAUGGAAGCCAAAUUUGAACUCACAUCAUAGUACUAGCACAUCUUUUCAGCAUCAUUAUUCAUCUUGUGAUUACAAUAGUGAGAAUUUUAUGGUACACGAGUCACCGUCGAAACGUUUGUCUAAACCUCACAAUCCAAGUCUUUCUUCUAUGAAACAUCAUAAAGGAAAAGAAGAAGUAGCUUCUUCACGAACAGCCGAGAAUAGUCCGCAGGCAUUUUCGGCUUCGUCGAGAAUUGAAAGUGUUUCAAGGAGAGGUCCUUUUACACCUACUAAAAGUGAGUGCUCAUGGGGUGUUUUUAGUGGUUACUCUGGCUAUCCUAGUUACAUGGCAAAUACUCAAUCUUCUAGGGCUAAGGUUAGGUCACAAAGUGCUCCAAGACAAAGGCUAGAGUUUGAGAGAUGUGGUUCAACUACUAGGUCUAUUCAAGGUCUUUGGGAAUCAGGGUCUAAUUCAGAUAAGGAUUUUGAUUUUAAGAGCAAGGUUUAUCCAACCACAAGUAGCUUGAACGGAAUUGGGAGUACAAAUUUAAGGUGACAUUGCAAGUUUUAAAAAUUAAAUAUAUUUUUAGUCCUUAUAACUAUAUCAACUAUUUUUUUAGUUCUUUUAUUCACUUUUCGAUCCCUACAAAUUAUAGAACUAUCUAUAUUUGUUCAGGAACUAAAACCUAAAGUUUCAUAAUUGUAUGGAUUAAAAAGUGAGUAUAGGACCCGAAAACAAAAAAAAUGUUAUUUUUAUAGGACUAAAAAUAUAUUUAACCCUAGAAAAAGGAACUUGAUUUGAAGAGACAUUGUUUUGUUGUGGUUUUUUUUUCUUUCUUGUGUGUAUUAAAGUAGUUUUAGGAUGUAAGUAUUUGACAUGUACUCAAAUAGUGUUUGUCUUUACAUUAUCAAAGGCCCCAUGGUUGACUCAUGAUUUUGUUUGACUUAGCUUUGUUAUGUUGAAAUAUUAUAACUUGUUUUGAGUAUUUUCA